Cottoperca gobio is the source of this 1311-nucleotide messenger RNA. Its product is annotated as histone H1-like. The record is from RefSeq and is a predicted model, not a curated record. Gene Ontology annotation, biological process: nucleosome assembly. Bases 213 to 863 code for a protein of 216 amino acids. Gene Ontology annotation, cellular component: nucleosome. The transcript has a single exon. Gene Ontology annotation, molecular function: DNA binding; structural constituent of chromatin. NCBI's taxonomy places the organism in Eukaryota, Metazoa, Chordata, Actinopteri, Perciformes, Bovichtidae.
UGUCAGCCUUCAGCACUUCUCCUACAUUUAGUUUUAAGGCUUUUACCAGUGCAGAGAAAACACAAGUGGCCCGGCUUUCAGACUGCACAGAGGAGCAGCGAGCCGGCUGAGUCUCCACGGCUCUCAUGGUGUGUUUAAGUGCAGCCUCCUGCUCCGGGCUCUUCAACAGUCAGACUCUCGUGUUAUCGUGAGGACAACAAGUUGAGCAGAAAAUGUCAGAAGUAGCUCCAGCCGCCGCUCCGGCCAAAGCAGCCAAGAAGAAGGUUUCCAAGCCGAAGGCGGCCGGCCCCAGCGUCCGCGACCUCAUCGUUCAAACUGUGGCCGCAUCCAAGGAGAGGAGCGGCGUGUCUGCGACCGCCGUCAAGAAGGCUCUGGCUGCCGGAGGCUACGAUGUGGACAAGAACAAGUCCCGCGUCAAGACUGCCAUCAAGAGCCUGGUCGAGAAGGGGACUCUGGUCCAGAUCAAGGGGACCGGGGCUUCCGGCUCCUUCAAGAUGAACAAGAAUGCUGCCGACACUAAGGCUACGAAGCCGGUCAAGAAAGCCGCUCCUGCAGCCAAGAAGCCCGCAGCCAAGAAACCUGUAGCGGUCAAAAAGCCCGCGGCAGCAGCAAAGAAGUCUCCGAAGAAGGCGAAGAAACCCGUAGCGGCCAAGAAAGUAGCCAAGAGCCCCAACAAGGUCGCCAAGAGCCCCAACAAGGUCGCCAAGAGCCCCAACAAGGUCGCCAAGAGCCCGAAGAAGGCCGUCAAGAAGGUUACAAAGAGCCCCAAGAAGGUGGUGAAAAAGGCCCCUGUAGCCAAGAGAGCCCCAGCGAAGAAGGUCGUCAAACCCAAAGCGAAGAAAGCAGCACCCAAGAAGAAGUGAGCUGUCAUCAGUCUGAACUACAGCUCCCACUAAAGGCUCUUUUAAGAGCCACCACAUCAUCCUGAAAGAGCCUUUUCCUCUUUAUUCUUACUGUCAUUACAUUAGGAUUUAUUUAAGUUAGCAGCUAAAGGAAAAGUACACAACCAUUAUUCAUUGCACUAAAUUAUUUAUUACAAUGCUGAAAUAGCUCACUAUGAGCAGUUACUGACCUUUCCCCAGUUUAUAUGUCAUUCCGAUUACAAUUUAAUCAUUUGUAUAUUUGAUAUAUAAAGUAAUUACAUUAUUCUGCUUUUUACUGACUUUUAUACUUAUUUCAAAUGUUUAAAUGACUGUACUGCUUAUAACUAUAUAUAAAUACAAUAGUAUUAUAUAAGAACAUAUAUUUCAAAUUGUAAUUAGGCUAUAGCCUAAAACUGAUCCAUAUAAGUGAUUUCCACUAAAUAUAAAC